CCUCUGCCUAGGGGUUUUUUUUUUUUUUUUUUCCUCGGCCGCUAUGAUGCCCAAGUCCGCUUCUCAUCGCCGCCUCGGAGACUUUGCCGAGACACUGCGGCCCUUCCUAGCCGGCUGUCUCCGAUAUCAUGCUGUUGUCAUUCCGUUGCAACGCCAGUUCGGGUUUCGCCUUGCCGUUGCUCGGCCCCCUGCUUAGGAAUGCCUGUAGUAAUAAUGACGCCUGCGUGAAGCCUUCAGCGCUGAACACGUCAGACAUGUCCCUCUUCUAUGCAGGAGCUCGCCAAGGCAACAUUACUUGCUGGUUAUUGAGGGAAAAGGAUACGAAUAAGCAGGAGAUUGGGCUGCUAUUUAGUUCCAUAUAGCUGGACGGUCAAGAAUAGCCAGCGUUGGGUGUAAAAACGUCAACAUGCAACAU
Trichoderma asperellum CBS 433.97 is the source of this 415-nucleotide messenger RNA. The record is from RefSeq and is a predicted model, not a curated record. Lineage: Eukaryota; Fungi; Ascomycota; Sordariomycetes; Hypocreales; Hypocreaceae.